Molecule: messenger RNA, 868 nt
Organism: Erythranthe guttata (spotted monkey flower)
Lineage: Eukaryota; Viridiplantae; Streptophyta; Magnoliopsida; Lamiales; Phrymaceae
Source: RefSeq, a predicted model, not a curated record
ACGAAAUACAGUAUAUGGGUCGAUGCAAAGCUGCAGUUAGUGGUCGAUCCACUUUUCUUGAUCCAUUCAUUGGUUUUGAACGAGAAUGUCGAUAUCUCUAUUUCGAAACAUCCGUUUUUCGUGCACACUAUGGAAGAGGCGAUGGCGACAGCUAGAUGGAAGAAAUGGUGGGAUGUUAAUGGAUUAAAGAUUCAAAUGGAGACUUAUUGUGAGAAUGGCUUACAACCAUGGAACUCAAAUAAGCCUUAUCCCACAGAUGUGCCGGAUAGUGCACUAAUACUGAGGAAGCACAGUUUAGCGACAAAUCUAUUCUGUUGCCUAAUGUUCAAUGAAUUGGAAGCAUUCAAUCCGAGAGAUCAACUGGCGUUUGCGUACGUGAGGGACAAAAUGAAACCGAAACCGAAACUGAACAUGUUUGAGGUUGAAGUAUUUGAGCAGGUUGCAGUUGAAUAUAGGCACAACCUUAAACUUGGUGGGGCCGGUUUGGGGCCCAAACUCAAGAGGGCGGCUGCCACCUCGGGUUUGUUUGUUAACGGGACAUGUGGCAAAUGCGAGGGAUACCUUUUGAGUAUGUGGGGGGAAUCCCACGAUUGAUAUAGUAUUAGUACUUUUUAUUUUAUUUAUUUUUUAAUACACAGAAUAUUAUGGAAAGGGAGAACCUACCAAACGGGAUCUUAACGGAAAAGGCUGACAAAAAGAAGACAGGCUGGCAGUGAUUGUCUCAUUUAAUGCACACAUGGCAAUCAUAUGUGUGUACUUGAGCUUUUGUUGCUGUGUUUUGGUUGGGCGUUGAGGAAUAAUAGAAGGCUUUUAUACUAAUCAUAAAUAAUAUAUUUUUUUUCAUAAAUAAUAUAUAUAUAUUUUUUUU